This is a messenger RNA of Tigriopus californicus, 1002 nucleotides long. RefSeq names its product cytochrome c oxidase assembly factor 7 homolog (gene Coa7). The coding region runs from base 105 to 827 and encodes 240 amino acids. Lineage: Eukaryota; Metazoa; Arthropoda; Copepoda; Harpacticoida; Harpacticidae. The record is from RefSeq and is a predicted model, not a curated record. Gene Ontology annotation, molecular function: protein binding. The transcript is spliced from 4 exons. Gene Ontology annotation, cellular component: mitochondrial intermembrane space.
ACAAGGCCAAACGUGUAAUUUUGGCCUGCAUUCAUUCACGUAACCAAAGUUAGUGAGUGCAUGUUUCGUCAAAAAAGUGUAGGAUACAAGGCCCCAAAAGAACCAUGUCUGGAUUUGAUCUGAAAAACGAAGAGGAUGUCAAAGAGUAUCUUGAGAAUUUGGGUGUUGAAUAUCGAUUCGGAUGUUAUCAUGAAAAGCGAGCCGACGCUUGCCAUUUAUUGGGCGACUAUUUAUCGGCCAUCAAGCGCGACUAUCGGAAGGCCUUUAAGGUGUAUCAAAAGAAUUGUGACGAACGUGAUGCUCAACUUUCUUGCCACAACACGGCAGGCUAUUUUGCGUCCGGUAAAAGUGGAGAAAAAGAUUGGCAAAAAGCCUAUCAAUACUAUGUCAAAGGAUGCGAGCUGGGCCAUUAUGCGUCGUGUUUCAAUGCCGGAUCGAUUGAUCAUCAUCGGGCAUUGGCACCAUUGGCGGAGAACGAGAACAACCCUCGCGACUGCCAGCUCCUGAAGAGGGCCUUGGGCUUUUUCAAGAAAGCCUGUGACUUGGGUAAGAGUCCGGAUGCUUGCUUCCAAUACUCGACCGAGAUGCGUCAAGGAGUCAAGGAUUGCAUCGAGGCCGAUUCGAGAGAGGCCCUGAAGUACUCGGUGAUGGGGUGUGAAGAGAAAAGCAUCCAGUGUUGUCACAAUACGAGUGUUGCUUACAAGCAUGGCGCCGGAGCCCCGGCCAAUCCCGUGUUGGCCGAGUUCUAUCGAAAAGUCACCCUCGAUCUGAACGAACAGGAAAACGAGAAGCAAAAACAGAUGAAAUUCGGCGAGACUGGUCCUUGAACGGGCUUCAAGCAUCCAGUCGAAGAUAUUGAUUGUCAACAGUUCAAUAUUCAUAGAAACCAAUAGAACCUCGCUUCCGUAGAGAUGAAUCCAUCGCUCUUGUUUGUAAUUCAUCCUUACCAAGAGAGAUUAAAUUCAUUCAGAACAACAUAAAGCUGUGUAUCCAUUUCCAUUU